Messenger RNA from Penicillium roqueforti, 1200 nucleotides. Its product is annotated as GPI anchored serine-threonine rich family protein. Lineage: Eukaryota; Fungi; Ascomycota; Eurotiomycetes; Eurotiales; Aspergillaceae. The transcript has 5 exons. The record is from RefSeq and is a predicted model, not a curated record. Bases 1 to 1200 code for a protein of 399 amino acids.
AUGCGGAUGAAUAUUAUCUGCCUGGCGGUUCUGGCUGCUACAGCUGCAGGUCUCACUGUCACUUCCCCCCGGAUUGGUGAGAAGAUUGACCCCGACCUGCCUCUUACUAUCAAGUGGCAGUCCGUCUCAACGGAUCCGCAAACCUUUACCAUCGAACUGGUCAAUCAGAAUGUCUACCCUCCGACAACGACAAUUGUGGCAGAUGAUGUAGACUCUUCCAAGGGCUCCUACACUGUCAAAGCAAAAACGUUCGCGGAUGUAGAUGAUGGGAAGGGAUAUCAGAUCAACUUCCUCUCUCCGACUAGCGGCAUUCUGGCUCAGUCUCAGCAAUUCCUAGUCACUGAGCCUGGUGAAAUCGCUAGUAGUGCUAGUAGCUCUGGUAAGGAAACCAGUACUGCGCUUGAAACUUCGUCUGCCUCGUCCUUGAUUUCUUCCACCGCGUGGACCAGUGAUCUUACUUCUUCGACUCCUUCUUCCUCGACUACUUCCUCUUACCUGUCUUCGACUGCUACUCACACCUCCAUCAGUGCGUCUAGCCCUACCUCGUCCUAUUACUCUACUGCUUCAUCUUCUAUUUCUACCCCUACAACAUCUUCUUUUAUAACUAGCUCUUCUGCAAGUGCGUCUACCUCUUCCGUUUAUUCUUCUAUUACUUCAACCUAUACUUCCACCCCUGAAGGACCAUCUUAUUUCCCCUCAACACCCUCUACUUUGACAGUUACAACUUCUUACACCGAGACCUUGACUACUACCUUGAUGCUUACCACCCUCACUUCUUCCUCAGUUACUUCUAUUUCUACAAUUGCAACUUCUUCUUCUAUUACACCAACUCCAUCCUCCAUUAUAUCUACCUUUACUACCCCGACUACUUCUAUUUCCAUUACCACGUCGUCUAUCCCACCUACUACAUCCACACAUCUUCCUACCUCGACUUUCAUCACAUCAAGCACUAUCUCAUCUACCACAUAUCUUUCUACCCACACAUCCACUACCCCUGAAUGGACCUCAUCUUCAACCAUCACCUCGAGUAGUCUGUCCACCGCAACCCAUUCGAGCACUACUUCGACCACCACUCACAAGACUACUUCGACCACAACAUCGACUGCUACGGAGUCGGCAAGUACCACCUCGAACGCUGCUGCCGUCCUCAUGCCCCCUUCUGGCAGUCUGCUUCUGGGUCUGUUUGCGCUGGUCCUUUAA